This is a messenger RNA of Platichthys flesus (European flounder), 1834 nucleotides long. It is a transcript of the gene ppp2cab, whose product is annotated as protein phosphatase 2 catalytic subunit alpha b. Gene Ontology annotation, molecular function: protein serine/threonine phosphatase activity. The coding region runs from base 195 to 1124 and encodes 309 amino acids. Gene Ontology annotation, cellular component: cytosol. Lineage: Eukaryota; Metazoa; Chordata; Actinopteri; Pleuronectiformes; Pleuronectidae. The transcript has 7 exons. The record is from RefSeq and is a predicted model, not a curated record. Gene Ontology annotation, biological process: mitotic cell cycle; peptidyl-serine dephosphorylation.
CUCGACCCGGCUCGAGUUCAGUCAAAUCCCAGCGUCCCCGCAGCCCGAGCCCCAUGCGUCUCCUGACCGGACAGCGACCAGCACCGUGCGUCUGAGCCCGCCCUGCGAGCUCCGAAACACGGGCGAGAAACCUCCGAGCGGAGCGCGACUCCUGAAACAAGUGCAGCGGCAGAGAAACGCACACACCGGCGGACAUGGAGGAAAAGGCGUUCACGAAGGAGCUGGACCAGUGGAUCGAGCAGCUCAACGAGUGCAAGCAGCUGUCGGAGGGACAAGUGAAGUCCCUCUGUGAAAAGGCAAAAGAGAUCCUGACCAAAGAGUCAAAUGUCCAGGAGGUGAGAUGUCCGGUGACUGUGUGCGGAGACGUGCACGGCCAGUUCCAUGACCUGAUGGAGCUGUUCAAGAUUGGAGGGAAAUCUCCAGACACAAACUAUUUGUUUAUGGGAGACUAUGUUGACAGAGGUUACUACUCUGUAGAAACAGUCUCUUUACUAGUAUCACUUAAGGUACGCUUCCAGGAGCGCAUCACAAUCCUCAGAGGGAACCACGAGAGCAGACAGAUCACACAAGUAUACGGCUUCUAUGACGAGUGCCUAAGGAAAUAUGGUAACGCCAACGUUUGGAAGUACUUCACAGACCUGUUCGAUUACCUCCCUCUCACUGCCUUGGUAGACUCUCAGAUUUUCUGCCUUCAUGGAGGCCUGUCACCGUCCAUAGAUACAUUGGAUCACAUUAGAGCACUGGAUCGUUUACAGGAAGUGCCACAUGAGGGUCCCAUGUGUGACCUGCUCUGGUCAGAUCCCGACGACCGCGGUGGCUGGGGCAUCUCUCCUCGAGGAGCUGGCUACACCUUCGGUCAGGACAUUUCUGAGACCUUCAACCACGCCAACCGCCUCACGCUGGUGUCCCGUGCCCACCAGCUGGUUAUGGAGGGUUACAACUGGUGCCAUGAGAGGAACGUGGUGACAAUAUUUAGUGCUCCCAACUACUGCUACCGCUGUGGCAACCAGGCAGCUAUCAUGGAACUAGACGACACUCUCAAAUACUCAUUCUUGCAGUUCGAUCCUGCGCCUCGCAGAGGGGAGCCUCAUGUCACUCGCCGCACGCCAGAUUACUUCCUGUAAACUCCGACCCUUGUACAGUCAAGUCCAGUAUUGCCAUGACUUAUGACCUUCAACUGAUAACAACAUGAACGAGGAAGGGGAGGGGGGGAACUGUGGGCGGGCUGCACAGCAGUGCACAUCGUAUAUCCACACAAAGACCUAUUUAAGUAUAUAGCGGAAAAUAUUGUCUGUGUAUAUGGAUGGACCAAAAGGUGUGUGCCAUAAUCAUUACAAUAUUCAUUGCUGAAAAAGGAAGACAAAAAAUAUCUCUCCCUCUAUGUAAAAGCAGUAAUGUUUGAUGUCUUAUUCCUUUGCCUGUGUAGCUGACUGAAGGCACAAAGGUCCAAGACAAAAAAAAACAUGCUCUUUCAAAUGCGGCUGUUUGAAAUCCCACAUGCCAUGGCUUCUUAUAUUCAGGAGAUCUGAACGUGAUCUGUUUGCACUUUUGUAAAUUCAAAGAAAUGUAUCAUAUGUCAAAAGAAAAGAUUUCACACUACGGAUGGUUUUUCGUUUUUUUCAUUUUUAUUACAUAUAAAGCCCCCAUCAGGCAAGUUUUACAAAAGGUUUCCUUCGUCCUGGGAAACUUUGAACCAAAAUCCUUCUGAUGCAGUUACUUAGCUUGGUGUAUAUGAUUGACAGACGAUGGAGUGUCCAUCCACAUCAUCACAACUAUAGUCUGUAAUAACCAAACCAUUUGAAUAAUAAAGACGAAGGUGAUUCCUUGAUAUGAA